Alosa alosa (allis shad) is the source of this 4665-nucleotide messenger RNA. It is a transcript of the gene prom1b, whose product is annotated as prominin 1 b. The record is from RefSeq and is a predicted model, not a curated record. Lineage: Eukaryota; Metazoa; Chordata; Actinopteri; Clupeiformes; Clupeidae. The coding region runs from base 319 to 2928 and encodes 869 amino acids. The transcript has 28 exons. Gene Ontology annotation, molecular function: cholesterol binding. Gene Ontology annotation, cellular component: apical plasma membrane; cell surface; cilium.
GGAAACCUUCAGUGAUAGCCUACCUGACUGCUUGCGCGCGCCCAGAAGAAAUGUUUACCAUGAAACCGACCUGGGAUAAUAGGACCUAAAUGUAUCGAGGUGUUUCGCACUGACCAGUUUUAUCUAAUAUUUACAUUCGGUGAAGUUACAUAGUUUUUUUUUGCCACUGAACAUCGAUGCUGAGGAUCACAGGAGCGGCUGAAGACUGAAGCGACUGGCUUUUUCUUCAAACAAACGACCCCUUCCCGUUUGAUAUCUGUGAUUAUUCCAUCCAUUGCGCUUCCUCAAUACCGUACUUUGAAAGAGAAUUCACCUGCCAUGGCUUGGAAAGUAGGACUCGUACUUCUUCUUUGCUGGGGUUUCAGCUCGUGCGAGCCCCCAUACGAGGAUGAUUCGCUGGAGCCUGAGGAGACAGCGCGCGCAGAAAUGCAGAGGGUCCCUCCGCAAACUUUGGAUUUCGGAUUCGUGCCCUCAGUGGUCUACGAGACACAUGCUUAUUACGAACCAGGAGCCAUUGGGGCACUGUUCCAUAUGGUGCAUGCUUUCCUCUAUGCGGUUCAGCCCAAUCCUUUCCCUAAAGAUCUCAUCAUUAAAGUGAUUCAGCAGAACAUGGGUGGAAUCAAGCUUGAGGAGUACAAGAAGCCGGAGAACGUUGUUCUAGCACUACAGGCCAUCUACUACGAGCUGGGCUUCCUGGUGCUGGGCGUGAUGGGGGUGCUGUUCGUGCUGUUCACGCCCCUGGUGGGCCUGUGCUUCUGCAUGUGCCGCUGCUGUGAUAACUGCGGAGGGGAGAUGCACCAGAGGCAGAGGAAGAACGCUGACUGCCAGCGCGGCUUCUACACCACCAUGCUCAUCGCCACCUCCGUCUUCCUCACUGGUGGAGUGCUGGUUGCAUAUUCAGCCAACCACAACCUGAGUUCCCACAUCAGAAGCACCAGGAGACUGGUCAACACCAACAUCAGAGACCUCAAGUCCUUCGCCAACACCACACCAACACAAAUAGACUUCCUGACAGCUCAGUACACCACAGCCAAAAACAAGGUCCUCUCCGACCUGGACAACAUUGGGACGUUACUUGGUGGACAGAUUCAAAGCCAGUUAGAGAAAGACGUUGUUCCCGCUCUGGAUAAUGCCCUACGCAUGACUGGAGUCAAAGUGGAGAGUGCUAUCAAAGCCAUGCGGGAGACCAAGGAGGCGCUGGAGAAUGUCAGCACGUCCCUGGAGACGCUGCAGGAGGCCACAGGGCGGCUGCAGAACAGCCUGCAGAGCGAGCGCACGUCCCUGAGCAACACGCUUAACGACCCGGCCUGCACCAACGGAGACGUCUCGCACACCUGCAACACCGUCAGGGGCACGCUCAGCCAGCUAGCCCUCAGUGCCAACUUUAACAGGCUCCCUGAUGUGAACCCCCAGCUGGCCAAUGUGGAUGAUGUCCUUAAAACUGACCUCAGCAAUAUAGUCCAGAAGGGCUACUCAGCCUUCAACAACACACCUAAGCUGGUCACAGAGCAGACCCAAAAUGUAGUCUCAAAUCUGCCUCGGGUAAAAGGCAUGUUGGAUAAGGUCGGAGCAGAGGUCAUUGGCUUCACAAAAAUGUUUCCACUGGAGCCAGCUCUGGUCAACUUCACCAAGUUCCUGACAGACGGGCAGAAGGACAUUGAGGCCUUCUACCCUCAGAUCGACCAGCUCGACUUCUACAGGUGGAUCGGCUGUGUAGCGGUCUGCUGCAUGGUGGUUCUCAUCCUGGCCUUUAACUUUCUGGGCCUACUCUGUGGAACCUGUGGCUAUGACAAGAACGCCUCCCCCACCACGCGCGGCUGCCUGUCCAACACUGGUGGCAACCUCCUCAUGGCUGGUGUGGGUUUCAGCUUCAUCUUCUCAUGGGCACUCAUGGCAAUCGUGGUGUCCACGUUUGUCGUCGGGGGCAACGUCGAGAAACUGAUCUGUGAGCCACUGGCCAAUAGAGAGCUGUUCAAGAUCAUUGACACACCAUUCAUGGUGCACCCAGCAAAGAAGAACUUCCUGCCAGGCAUGCUGUUUAAUGACCCAAACAUCGACCUGACCCUCGGCAGCAUGUACAGGGACUGCUACGACAAUAAUGGCCUCUAUUCAUCUCUACAGUUAGAGAAAAAGUUUAACUUCAACAAUUUCCUCAAUGGCACUGUGUACAACCCAGAGCUGGCCAAAGUGUUUAACAGCAUAAGGGUGGACAUGGAGGGCAUAGUGCUGUUGGAACAAGAAGGGAGGGAUAAUCUGCUCAACUUUGCCAACACUGGCGUUGGCGAGAUAGAGUACGAGGACUAUCUGGCUGAGGUGAACAAAGGCGUGACUGUGGUGGAUUUGUUAUCGUUCGCCAACGAACUGGAAGCCCAGGCCGACCAACUGCCUCGAGGAGCACUGGCCAAUGCACUCAAGGGUCACUCCAGCAGCAUCCGACAGAUACACAAGGAGCAGGUGGUGCCAAUGGAGCAAGCCAUGAAAUAUGUGCGCGCUCGGAGUACUCUGAGUUCCAGUAUUCGGCUGCUGGAGAGAACAGCCAAGGAGCUGCCGAAUAAAGUCACCAAUGUGCUGACUGCUAUUGACUCUGCAGAAUACCUCAUCACCAACAAUGGUUCAUAUGUUGUCAAACAGGAGACGGACAAGUUUGUGCAGAGAGUGGUGGGGUAUUUCAAACAAUACACAAACUGGGUCAAACUCUCGCUUGAUGGCGAGGUGGCCCAGUGCAAGCCCAUCAGUAACUUAGUGGACUCCCUGGAGAUCGUAGCCUGCAGCUUCAUAGUGGAUUCUGUGAACACUUUCUGGUUUGGACUUGGUGGAUGCUGUUUGUUCUUAAUCCCAAGCAUCAUUCUGUCUAUAAAGCUAGCCAAAUACUACAGGAGAAUGGAGACAGAAGAUGUUUUCGAUGAUGGUAAUGAGAACUGGAGCUAAUCUGUCCUCCCUGUGAGUGACGGUGGAGGAAUCACAUUCCAGAGAAAAGAAGAAGAAUGGAAGCUAGCGGGGGAAACUGCAUCAGAGUGACCUCAUCAGAGGUCAUUUCAAAGCAUCUCCUCACUGCUGACAUAACCACUACCCUUACAACACACCUUCGGUCGCUCCACCCCUCACUCACACCUCCACAGGCCCAGAGAACCCCUCUCUACUCAGAACUGACCAGCUCUGCCCAUCAAGAACCCAGACAAGUCCCUCAGUCCACCAGAACCCUUCACCUCUGGUCAACCACCCUGACCUGUCGUUCUUCAGCAAAGGAAGCGUCUACAAACUGCACAAAUGCCCAUAGUACAUUUCACAAAAAAUGUGUUUGUUUUUGUAUUCCAAACACUGCGAAAGACAGAAUGAACUGACCCACUGAGCGUGACCCUGCAGUUUGAGUGAUGACGAGCUUCCCUCUGUGAUCACGAAUGUAUAUUUCUAUUCAUAUCAGCACUGGCUUUGACCACUACGCACGUGCAAGCUGAAAACCGUGUCACAAAUGUAUGUUUUUGUAUUUCACUUUCAAAACACUUUUUUGAAAGUUUUAUAUAUAUUUUUGUUAAUACUUUUCUAAACAAUGUUAAUAGUGAAUUCUUUUUUGUGUGUGUGUGCGGAUGUGAUUAUGACUUUAUGAUCAAAUAUGGCCGUAGUCUUAUCCAGUGUGGCACAAGUAGGAAAGAGCAUUGUCAAAAGUAAGUUCAGGUCACUCUCAAACUGACUUACUGUCAGAGACGUCUGAAUAGUGUGUUUUAAUACAGGCUCGCAUUCAGAAUGGUCCAUAUUUGCCAUCAUACCUCUUAGUCUUACACUGACAUUAACUCUCAGAGUUUGUACAAAAGGGAUCUUAAACCGUGAUAGGCAAGGGAGCUUGGUAGCUGAAUCAUAAUGAAAAAUGUAAUGAAAAUUGUGACUUUUUUAUGAUUAUUUAUGUCAGUCAGCAUCAACAGUAGAUGUAAGAGUGUUUCAAAUUUCACUAGCAGAAAUUUGAUUAGGUGUUAAUUAUUAACCUAUAAACCAGCAUUUAUACAACGUAUACACAAACUCAUUGAUGUAUUAACCUCAUGUCAUUGUAGAGGCCAAACACUGGAUGAGAACGACAGUCCUGGAAGCCAAAACUAGUAGUUGUCAGGAGUAUGAUGAAAGGUACUUUAGUUUAGUAAAGGGUGCGUUAUCAGGUGAUAACCUGCAUUGGCCAUGGUCAUCAGUAUUCAAAUCCAAAAACUACAGCAUAUAUGACAUUCCCAAAAGAUCUUAUUUACAUUUUUUGGUUGACACCUACUUUGAGGGGAAAGCUGUAUGCUUCAUAGAGCCUAGUUAUGAUAUUACGUAGUGUAUGAUUUAGUCUAAAGUGUUAAUGUCUGUCAGAGAGAGACGAUCCAGAUGUUACACACCUCUUGCAUAAUUCCCCCCCAAGUAAGUGUUGCUGUAUUUUUUUUCAGUGUUUCACUGUACUCUUUAUUCAUUUUCUUUUCUCUGUCCUCACGGAGUCAUGUUGCAGUGGUCUGGUAGUGUACCUGGACUACAGGACAGCACUCAGAGGCACGGGACCGUAACGUCAGCACUCCUGGUGUCUGAACAAGGAGGGGCCGCUGAUCAAUGUGAAUAUGAGUCCGCUGGGGGGGACAACCACUGAAAUAGCUCUUGAGCAAUUGUGUGGACAUAAAUCAUGAUUAAAGAGUAAUUUGUAAAAUGUGA